AAAGUUGAGUCAAACAGUGAUUCCCAUUUUUUAUGAAGUGGAACCAUCCGAUGUGAAGUGUCAGAGGGGAUACUUUGGAUCUCUCUUUGAUAAAACUUGUGUGGGGAGAUCAGUGGAAGACGUUGAGAAAUGGAAACGAGCUCUGGACGAAGUGUCCAAUAUCUUUCGUUAUGUUUCAAGGAGCUGGUUAGUCAUUUUUAUGUCUUAAUCAUUUUGGCACGUCAUUGUAUAUUUGUAGUGGCUUUUUUCAUGACUUUCUUUUUGGUUUGAUAUUAUUUUUUUCUAGGGAAAUGGAAGAAAUUAUCGAAAAAGUUGCUAACAAUCUUUCAGACUUGUUAUAUGAGGAUGUACCAUCAGGGGAUUUUGACGGAUUAGUUGGGAUGGAGAAUCAUAUCAUGCAGAUAAGUUCAUUGUUGUCACUAGAUUCCGAUGACGUGAGGAUGGUUGGAAUCUGGGGUCCUUCAGGAAUUGGAAAAACGACCACCGCCCGAGCUUUAUAUAGGAAGCUCUCUAGUAAUUUCACACACACUGCUUUCAUGGAGAGCAUAAAAGCAAUUCGUGAAGAAAUACACACUGACGACCAUGCCUACAUGUUGUAUUUACAAGAAAAACUUUUGUGUCAAACCUUCAACCAUAUGGGUUUGGAGAUACAUCACUUGGGAGUGGCGGAAAAAAGGCUGAAGGAUAAGAAAGUGCUUGUCGUUCUCGAUGAUGUAGAUGAUUUAAAGCAGCUAAAAGCCAUGGCUAAAAAGACUCAGUGGUUUGGCAAUGGAAGCAGGAUUAUCAUCACAACAACUGAUAAGAAACUUUUGAAGGCACAUGGGAUCAAUGAUAUUUACCACGUGGAGUUUCCAUGUGCAUCUGAUGCUCUUGAAAUCCUAUGUCUACAUGCUUUUGGUCAAAAGUCCCCAUAUCUUGGUUUUGAGGAGCUCGCCAUGGAUGUUACACAACUUGCCGGUGAUCUUCCGUUGGGUCUAAGUGUUUUUGGUUCAUAUCUGCGAGGAAGGUCGGAAGAAGAGUGGACAGCUGCACUUCCUAGAUUUAGGACAAGUCUCGUGCCAGAACUUAAGGAUAUAUUAAGGUGCGACUACGAGGCAUUAUGGGAUAAAGACAAAUAUUUAUUCCUUCAUAUAGCAUGUUUUUUCAAUGGUAAGAAAACUACCAACAUGGUAAAGCAUCUUAGCAACUUGGACGUCACCCACGGGCUUCAGAUUUUGACAGAAAAAUCUCUCAUAUCUAUAGACAAAGAUGGACGCUUGGUGAUGCAUAGUUUGCUUGAACAACUAGGUAAAGAAAUUGCCCACAAAGAAUACAGAGAUGAGUAUGGGAGAUGUAAGUUCGUAGUGGAUGCUGGGGAGCUUGGUGACAGCAUUGAGGGGAGCACCUAUAAAGGGAUCGUUGAUCCUUUCAAGGGUCUUUCUCCGUUUCCUUCCCGUUGUUCACACCAAGUCUUCCCAAGUUUUUGUGGGGUAGAUGUCCGAAAAGCCUUCCUCACUCACACGCUGAAGGAGUUCAAAAACAAAGGAAUAACUGUAUUCACUGAUAAUAACGAUAUUAAAAGAAGCAUGUCGAUUGGUCCUGAGCUCAAAGAAGCUAUAAAAGGAUCGAGGGUCUCGAUUGUUAUAGUGUCAAAGAAUUAUGCUUCUUCAACGUGGUGUCUGGACGAGUUGGUGUUGAUCAUGAAGUGUAGGGAAGAGUUGGGUCAAAUAGUAAUGACCAUGUUCUAUGACGUAGAACCAACCGAUGUGAAGAAGCAGACGGGAUAUUUUGGGUCUGUCUUUGAGUCAACUUGUGUGGGGAAAUCAGUGGAGGACGUAGAAAGAUGGAAACAAGCUCUGAAGGAAGUGGCCACGAUCGCGGGUUUUGAUUCAACCAUCUGGAAAAAUGAAGCAGAAAUGAUCGAAAAUGUUGCUACCGAUAUUUCAAACAAGUUAAAUAUGGCUACGGCGUCAAGAGAUUUCGAUGGAUUAGUUGGGAUGGAGAAUCACAUCACACAGAUAAGUUCAAUGUUGUCAUUAGAUUCCAAUGACGUGAGGAUGGUUGGAAUCUUGGGUCCUGCAGGAAUUGGGAAAACGACCAUCGCCCGAGCCUUAUAUAACAAACUCUCUAAUAGUUUCACACACACUGCUUUUAUGGAGAGUAUAAGGGGAAGUGGUGAGAGAACACACAGUGACGAUUAUGCAUUCAUGUUGCAUUUACAAGAACAAUUUUUGUCUAAAACCUUCAACCACAAGGAUUUGAAGAUACAUCACUUGGGUGUGGCGGAAGAAAGGCUGAAAGACAAGAAAGUGCUUUUAGUUCUCGAUGAUGUAGUUGAUUUGAAGCAGCUAAAAGCCAUGGCUGGCAAUUCUCAGUGGUUUGGCUGCGGAAGCAGGAUUAUCAUGACGACAAAGGCUGCACGUCUUUUAGAAGCACAUGGUAUUGACCAUAUAUACCACGUGGGGCUUCCAUCAUUAGCACAAGCUUAUGAAAUCUUUUGUCUAUAUGCUUUUGGUCAGAAGUUCCCGUAUGAUGGUUAUGAGGACCUCGCCAUGGAAGUUACAGGACUUGCUGGUGAUCUACCUUUGGGUCUACGUGUUUUUGGUUCACAUCUGCGAGGAAUGUCCAAAGAAGAGUGGAUAGAGGCACUUCCUAGACUUAGGACAAGUCUCGAUGGAGACAUUGAAAAGGUUUUAAGGUUCAGCUACGAGGCCUUAUGCGAUAAAGAUAAAGAUUUGUUUCUUCAUAUAGCAUGUUUAUUUGAAGGUGAGAGCAUUAGCUACCUUGAAAAGUGUCUUGCACACAGUGACUUGGAUGUCAGGCACGGUCUUAAGGUCUUGGCUAAUAAUUCUCUCAUAUCUAUAACUGAAGAAGAACGCUUGGUGAUGCAUAAUUUGGUCGAACAACUCGGUAAAGAAAUCGUCCGCCAAGAACACAAAGAUGAACCUGAGAGACGUAAAUUCUUGGUGGAUGCUCGGGAGAUUUGUGACGUGCUUACCGAUAAUACAGGCUCUAAAUCUGUUUUGGGUAUAGAUCUCGACAUAAUGGCAAUCAAGGAUGAAUUAUGCAUUGACAAGAGAGCCUUUGAAGGGAUGACUCGACUCCAGUUCUUAAGAUUUAAAAGUCCCUAUGGUUCCGGCAAGAACAACAAGUUGAUCUUGCCCCAGGGUCUGAACAAUCUACCUCGUAAGCUUAGACUCCUAUGUUGGGAUGAGUUUCCUUUGAGAUGUUUGCCUCCUGAUUUUGCUGCUGAGUUUCUAGUCAUCCUUGAGAUGCGGAAUAGCUCUAUUGAGAAGCUUUGGGAAGGAUCUCCUCUGAUGGAUAUGUCUUACUCCUUAAAAUUGAAAGACAUACCUAAUGUGUCAAAUGCCACAAAUCUUGAGACAUUAAUACUCAAUGGUUGUGAAAGUCUGGUGGAGAUUCCUACUUGGUUCAAGAAUCUCUCACGUCUCACACACCUAAAGAUGGUGGGAUGCAAGAAGCUCAAGGAUCUUCCAACCAACAUCAACAUGGAAUCUCUCUAUCACCUAGACCUCAGUCACUGCACACAACUGAAAACAUUUCCAGAAAUUUCCACAAGAAUUGGGUAUCUUGAUCUGGAAAAUACUGGUAUAGAAGAAGUUCCAUCAUCUAUAAGGUCUUGGCCAGAUUUUGCUAAAUUGAGCAUGCGAGGUUGCAAAAGCCUGAGGAUGUUCCCAGAUGUUCUUGACAGUAUGGAAGAGUUGAACUGAGUGAUACCAAAUAAAUUUGUUUGGUCGCGAAAUGGAGGCGUUUGGGACCUCAAUGGGUUUAAGAAUCAUUGUUGACGAAUUAUUUGCAAGGUGGUGGUCACUUUCUACUUCAAUAAUGUCUUCUUAUUUCCUAGCUUUAAGAGGCAUUUGUUACUAUGCCAUGAUCAACAUCAUUGUCAAGAUCGACUCUAGCUGAUUGUAAGAAUAAUGAACUGCCAUAAGUAAAGAAACUGAAACUAUUUCUUUUGGA
Brassica napus (rape) is the source of this 3960-nucleotide messenger RNA. Its product is annotated as disease resistance-like protein DSC2. Lineage: Eukaryota; Viridiplantae; Streptophyta; Magnoliopsida; Brassicales; Brassicaceae. The record is from RefSeq and is a predicted model, not a curated record. The transcript has 4 exons. The coding region runs from base 291 to 3710 and encodes 1139 amino acids. Gene Ontology annotation, biological process: defense response; signal transduction. Gene Ontology annotation, molecular function: ADP binding; ATP hydrolysis activity.